Messenger RNA from Prorocentrum cordatum, 889 nucleotides. NCBI's taxonomy places the organism in Eukaryota, Dinophyceae, Prorocentrales, Prorocentraceae. The record is from the annotation of a GenBank genome assembly.
AGCCAUUCGGCCCCCGGGGCAGCUGGGGCGGCCCGCCCGGUGCUGGCACAAGGCCGCGCCGGCUCGCCGCAGCAUGGGCAGGCUGGAGGGCAGCGAGGCCGCUUCCAGAUCGCUGCUGCCCAGGUGUCGGCGGGAGCUGCAGGUAGCGUCGCGGAAGCAGCAGGGCGGCCUGUCUCCGCCCGCGCUGGCGCUGGGCUGCUGCCGGGGCGGUGCGCAGAGCGAGUCCCUCAGGAACGAGGUGCACCGGUUUACCGCGGGGCCUGACCUGCAGCUGCUUACGAGAUGCAGGUCCGAGGAGACGAAGGACGGGUUCGCGGAUGUGCCGCCCACCGGCCCAGGCCUUGAGGACGGCUCGGUGCGAUCCCACCGCGUGGACAGCGGCGAGGAGGGGAAGGAUUCCUCCUUCCUGACAACGACGACCGAGGAGCCAGCAGAGUUCUUCGACUGCGACGACGCUGCCACGCCCGCUUCCACGCCCGACGCGGUGACGUCGGACUCUGCCAGGUCGCAUCCAGACGCGGCGGCUGCCCAGGACACCAGAGCCAUGUGGCAGAUGCUGCACCAGUUCCUCGCCCGGGCGGACGGGCCUCCAGAGAAGCCCGAGCCGGCCCCCUGCGGCCUCAGGAGGAGCUCCAGCGUCCCGACCAGCUGCCAGGUGCUGCAGGACCCGCACCGCCAGGCGUCAGACAUCAGCGCGCUGCUGGCGCGGGGCUGGGAGCGCCCGGAGGAGGUGCGGCGCCUGCGCCACGAGCUGCGGAGGCUGCAGCAGCGGCUGGGGGCCGCCGCGGACCACCGCUGGGGCAUCACCCCGGGCAGAGGCGCGCCCGACCUCAGCCCGGUCCAGGACCGCAGCGCCCGCGGCGGCCCGCGGUGGGGCAGCCCGCCGCGG